Messenger RNA from Populus nigra (black poplar), 3304 nucleotides. Its product is annotated as beta-galactosidase 8. The transcript has 19 exons. Lineage: Eukaryota; Viridiplantae; Streptophyta; Magnoliopsida; Malpighiales; Salicaceae. Gene Ontology annotation, biological process: carbohydrate metabolic process. Gene Ontology annotation, cellular component: cell wall; vacuole. Gene Ontology annotation, molecular function: beta-galactosidase activity; carbohydrate binding. Bases 488 to 3034 code for a protein of 848 amino acids. The record is from RefSeq and is a predicted model, not a curated record.
CCUCCACCACUACCUUCACAUGAUUCAACACCACCAGCUGAUCAUUUAUCUACAAGAAUAAACUUAGUGGGGGUGGAUUGGAAACCCAGAUUGACUUUGCUUCCACAUAGAGGAGGAGGAGGAGGAGGAGGGUGGGGAAACCAACAAAAGGAAAACACAGUCACUAAAGGAAAAAAGAUAAGGAGGAAGAAGAAGCAAACAAAUGAUGAUUCAUUGAUGACGUCGGACUGUGCUGUGGAUGAAGAGCAGAUGGCGUGUCUUCUCCUCCGGCGCAUUUGUCUUCUAUCUUAAAACACAGAAUCAAACUAGUUUUAAGUUAAAGUAAAACCAAAAAAUAAAUAGCAAGCAAAGCAACAGAGAUAAACCACUAGGAAGGACUACCAGUACUAGCACUAGUGUGUGUUAGUAUUCCUUCCUUUGAAGAAAAUUAAGCUGGAAAAUAAACAAAGUCGAGAAUAUCAAAUCAUAUCAUAUAGCAUAGGUGGAAAUGAGAGGAAGGGAUCAGAUUCUUCAGCUGCUGCUCCUGUAUGUGUUUUUGUCUGUGCUUCUAACAUUAGCAACGACGUCCUAUGGAGUCAAUGUGACUUACGAUCAUAGGGCCUUGUUGAUUGAUGGAAAACGCAGAGUCUUGGUCUCCGGUUCCAUUCAUUAUCCUCGCAGUACAGCCGAGAUGUGGGCUGACCUUAUACAAAAAUCUAAAGAUGGAGGGUUGGACGUUAUUGAGACUUAUGUUUUCUGGAAUGCACACGAGCCUGUUCAAAACCAGUAUAAUUUUGAAGGAAGAUAUGAUCUGGUGAAAUUUAUCAAGUUAGUGGGAGAAGCUGGACUUUAUGCUCAUCUUCGGAUUGGUCCGUAUGUCUGCGCAGAGUGGAAUUAUGGUGGGUUUCCUCUUUGGUUGCAUUUUGUACCGGGAAUCAAGUUUCGAACUGAUAACGAGCCAUUCAAGGCUGAGAUGCAGCGGUUUACGGCCAAGAUUGUGGACAUGAUGAAGCAGGAGAAGCUUUAUGCAUCUCAAGGAGGGCCCAUCAUUUUAUCGCAGAUUGAAAAUGAGUACGGAAACAUUGAUUCAUCCUAUGGACCUGCUGCUAAAAGCUAUAUCAAUUGGGCAGCAAGCAUGGCUGUGUCUCUGGAUACUGGAGUUCCCUGGGUUAUGUGCCAGCAAGCAGAUGCUCCUGAUCCCAUUAUAAACACCUGCAAUGGAUUCUACUGUGACCAGUUCACCCCCAAUUCUAAAAACAAACCCAAGAUGUGGACUGAGAAUUGGAGUGGAUGGUUCCUUUCCUUUGGCGGUGCUGUUCCCUAUAGACCUGUUGAAGACCUUGCAUUCGCUGUGGCACGGUUUUACCAGCUAGGGGGGACUUUUCAAAACUAUUAUAUGUACCAUGGUGGGACUAACUUUGGCCGGAGUACUGGUGGACCUUUUAUUUCUACAAGUUAUGAUUACGAUGCUCCUCUUGAUGAAUACGGACUUACAAGACAACCUAAGUGGGGUCAUCUGAAGGAUUUGCACAAGUCCAUAAAGCUUUGUGAAGAAGCAUUGGUGGCGACUGAUCCAGUAACUUCAUCUCUAGGUCAAAACUUGGAGGCUACUGUUUAUAAAACCGGAACUGGGCUAUGCUCUGCUUUUCUAGCCAAUUUUGGCACAUCUGACAAAACUGUAAAUUUCAAUGGCAAUUCAUACAACUUGCCUGGUUGGUCUGUGAGCAUCUUACCAGACUGCAAGAAUGUAGCUCUUAAUACAGCAAAGAUUAACUCUAUGACAGUGAUUCCAAGCUUUGUACAUCAAUCUCUAAAAGGAGAUGCGGAUUCUGCUGAUACACUUGGCUCUAGCUGGAGUUGGAUAUAUGAACCAGUAGGUAUCUCAAAGAAAGCAUUCGUGAAACCUGGACUAUUGGAGCAGAUAAAUACUACAGCUGAUAAAAGUGACUACUUAUGGUACUCACUGAGUACUGUUAUCAAAGAUAAUGAGCCUUUUCUUGAAGAUGGAUCUCAAACUGUUCUUCAUGUGGAGUCUCUUGGCCACGCCCUUCAUGCUUUUGUUAAUGGAAAGCUUGCAGGUAGUGGAACAGGAAAUGCUGGCAAUGCUAAGGUUGCAGUGGAGAUUCCUGUCACACUCUUACCUGGGAAGAACACUAUCGAUCUCCUUAGUUUGACUGCAGGACUUCAGAACUAUGGAGCUUUUUUUGAGUUAAAGGGUGCAGGGAUAACUGGUCCAGUAAAACUGGAAGGCCUGAAAAAUGGCACUACUGUUGACCUUUCUUCAUUGCAGUGGACAUAUCAGAUUGGACUUAAAGGUGAAGAAUUAGGCCUGUCUAGUGGAAAUUCUCAAUGGGUUACACAACCUGCCUUGCCCACGAAGCAGCCUUUGAUCUGGUACAAGACCAGUUUCAAUGCCCCUGCUGGAAAUGACCCAAUUGCAAUUGAUUUCUCGGGGAUGGGGAAGGGUGAGGCAUGGGUGAAUGGACAAAGCAUUGGACGUUAUUGGCCUACCAAGGUGUCUCCUAGUAGUGGUUGCUCCAGCUGCAAUUACAGAGGAUCUUACAGUUCAAGCAAAUGUCUCAAGAACUGUGCAAAGCCUUCUCAGACAUUAUACCAUGUGCCCCGUUCAUGGGUGGAAUCAAGUGGCAACACUCUUGUGUUGUUUGAGGAAAUUGGAGGGGAUCCAACUCAGAUAGCUUUCGCUACAAAACAGAGCGCAAGUUUGUGCUCUCACGUGUCAGAGUCUCACCCAUUACCGGUAGACAUGUGGAGCUCAAAUUCAGAAGCAGCAAGAAAAGCAGGGCCAGUACUAUCAUUGGAGUGCCCCUUCCCUAAUCAGGUCAUUUCUUCAAUCAAAUUUGCAAGCUUUGGAACCCCUCGUGGAACUUGUGGGAGUUUCAGUCACGGCCAGUGCAAAAGCACUAGGGCCCUUUCUAUUGUACAGAAGGCUUGCAUCGGAUCAAAGAGUUGCAGCAUUGGAGCUUCAGCUAGUACAUUUGGUGACCCAUGCAAAGGACUAGCAAAGAGUUUAGCAGUUGAAGCUUCCUGCGCAUAAGAUUUUGCUUGUUGGGACAAGCUAUUCAAGUGGCUCAGAAAAUGCAACUCAUGGAUGUUGGUUUUUACUAUCCAUCUUGUGCAACAAAAAUGUGAUUUAAUAAACAGACAGGAAAAAGGAAAAAGGAAAGAAAAGAAAAGCAAAGCAUUUAGUAAAUUAAAGACGAGCAAAUUUCCUGCUAUUAUUUAUCAUUUCAAUCCAAAGACAAAACUUACCAAACAGCAUACAAUUUUUAGUCAAAAGGGUACGAAUACAAUUUUUAUUUCUUCA